CAUAGGCCCAUAGAAGCCAAGGGGAUGUAGCAGCUUUAUUUCCGUUUUCUGUUUAUGGGGGGGAAACUAAAAAGAUUCUUAGAGAGUCCAUCAAUAAGAACAGGAUUAAGAGCAUUCAGCAAUGAACAGCAUGGACCAAGAAGACAUGGAUAGAGAAGAACAAGAAGAAGACAUGGAAGGCCAACAAAACCAAGAAGCUCACUUCAGUGCACUUAGCCAACGUAUCUUCCUAUGGCCCCAAGGGUUGUUCUCCAAGAAAGAAGUACCUUCAUUCUUCAGGAAGCCAAAGAUGGUCAGAGGCAGCAUGAUAUUUCUGGCUGUGUUCUCCUUCCUUAUGAUCCUCAUUCUGUAUCCCCAAAUGCUCAGCAAGGUAACAGAUAUUCAGACUUCCAUCCAGACGCUGACUGAAAUUUUGGAGACGGCUCGUCCUCAAGCCCAGAUGAUGAGUUCUUGUUUGGGAAAUGUCAAUGCUGAGAUCCAGAUGUUAAAAAAAGAUCUCCAAAAUGUCAGUUCUGAGAGCCAAAGGGCAAACAGCAAUCUAAAGAAUGCCAGUGAUGAGGUCCAGAUAUUAAAAAGGAGACUGGAAAAUGCUAGUGUUCAGACCCAGAUGACAAACAGCAACUUGAAGAGUGCCAGUGAUGAAAUAAAAAAAUUAAAGGAAUCUUUGGAAAACACAAAUACUUUCCAUUCUGAGGCCCAGAGGUUAAGUAGUGGUUUGGAGAAAGCAAAUGGAGAAAUACAGACGAUAAUGGAAAGCCUGGUAAACACCAGUAGCCUAAAAGUUGAAGUCCAAAGCUUAAAAGAGCAACUGGAGAAUCUCACAGCACAACAGCAGCAGCAAAGCCAUCAGAGUUCUCUUCUGCAGCUAGUCGUCCAAGGCUGGUACUUCUACAAGGGGAAGGCAUACUACUUUUCAGAGACUCAAAAGACUUGGGAUGAGGCUGAGGAGUUCUGUGUGGCCCAUAAUUCUCAUCUGGCCUCAGUGACCUCAGAUGACGAACAGGAAUUUCUGAGUAAGAGGACAAAUGGAGUGUAUCAUUGGAUUGGGCUGACUGACAAAGACACUGAAGGAACCUGGUACUGGGUGGAUGGGACUCCGUAUAAUGAGAACAAAGUGUUUUGGAAUAACAACCAGCCGGACAACUGGCCAUAUGGGAAGGGCCUGAGUGAGGACUGUGUCCACACUGAGGUGAAGUGGAAUGACAUGCUCUGUGACAAACCUUAUCCCUGGAUAUGUAAGAGAGUGACGGGCCUACCUGAGCAGCGCCCAUAGCCCUGGGCAGGCUCUCCAUCUGCCCCCAUCCUGCCU
This is a messenger RNA of Sarcophilus harrisii (Tasmanian devil), 1309 nucleotides long. RefSeq names its product C-type lectin domain family 4 member F-like. The coding region runs from base 122 to 1273 and encodes 383 amino acids. Gene Ontology annotation, biological process: biological process involved in interspecies interaction between organisms. Lineage: Eukaryota; Metazoa; Chordata; Mammalia; Dasyuromorphia; Dasyuridae. The record is from RefSeq and is a predicted model, not a curated record. Gene Ontology annotation, cellular component: external side of plasma membrane. The transcript is spliced from 6 exons. Gene Ontology annotation, molecular function: carbohydrate binding.